CAAAUCUAGCUAUCUCCUCUGCCUCCUGCUGGCGGUCCUGCUGCGCCAUGGCGCUACAGCUGCGGGCCGCCGCUCUCUGUCCGCCCCUGCCACUCACCGCCUUCCAUGGCCGCCUCGUUGCACCUUGGCCUCCGCCUCCCUUGGUCAGCAUAGCUGUCGCCGCCGCCUCCAGCCCGGGUCCCUCCGCGCCCCUCUCCUGCCGCGGCCCGGCGCCUCGCUGGCGACGUUCGAGCGUGAGGGCGCGCACCGGGGCCGGCGGCGGCGGGCAGAGGGAGUCCCCAUACGAGGUGCUCGGCGUGUCGCCGUCGGCGGCGCCCAACGAGAUCAAGCGCGCGUACCGCCGCCUCGCGCUCAAGUACCACCCGGACGUGAACAAGGAGCCCAAUGCUCAGGAGAAGUUUCUGCGGAUCAAGCACGCUUACAACACUCUGAUGAACUCAGAGUCACGAUCCAAGUACGCGAGCAGCAGUUCGGAUUCGUCCUGGUCCUCCAGCUCCCGGGAGAGCAAAUCAGCUGCUGCAGAAGAGCCGUUCUAUGGAUUUGCGGACUUCCUUAAAGAUUUGCAAACAGAAUUUCAGAACUGGGAAGCUGGGUUGAAUUCGGAUCAGAAACCUAAAAGCCUUUGGGAAGAGUUGGCAGCAAUUGGCGAGGAAUUUGUAGAGUUUCUGGAGAAUGAGUUGAAGAUUGAUGACUCGAGACCAGAGGACGUCACUGGAGAUGACCCAUACACCCAGUUUGGACAGCAGGCAAAAAGCGCUAAGGAUGACAAGACGUCGACGAACAGCUUUGAUGAUGGUCUUUCUGAAAUAGAGGCCGCUCUUGAGAAUCUGAAGAAGGAACUCGGACUGGGCUAAACCGUUGAUGUGGCAACUAGAGGUGUUGCUGCUGCUACUGACUUAGUUCCUUGUUCAUACAAAGGUAUUCCUUGUAUUGUAUGUAACGGUUGGUGAUAAUGAUUAGCAGUUGUGAUCUAUCACAUUCGUUUCUGUUUUGACUUUUCUAGAUACAAGAUCUGGCAUAUACCUAGAUGGCUAGCAAAAGCUAAGUGCCAGAAAGCCAAAACGGCCUAUAAUUUGGGAUGGAGAGGAUUAUCAAUAGCUCAAGAGCUUCUUUCUGAAUUCUAAUUGUUCAGCGUGUUCGGAAAGAAAAAGGGACAAAUGUUUGAUCGCCUUUAGAAUUUUGUGGGUAGAGGCGUUCUGAUUUUGUGUGAUGGGGGGGUACAAAAGAAAAAAGUUUUGCACCGAUAGCACUGUUGGGGACCUUCGGCGUCCGAAGGUCCUCAAAAACUGGAUUUAACAGUAUUUCUGUAGUACAAUGUGUGAACAGGUACCCUCAAACUAAAGUCGGCAUUGCAGCAGACCGGAAUAAUACGAAGCUUGAUUCAGAGCCGAAGGUGCUGAGCAGGAAAGCUUCGGCGUAACAGCAAAGAGUGGAACCGACUUAAAGAUGAAAAGGCUAUCCAGACCCCGAUAGAUUACUAUAGAGUUAUUAUCAAAUGUAAAGGGCAUGAAUGUAAUUUUGUAAGGGCUGUGUCCCUUGUCUAUAAAUAGGUGAACAGUAUCCCCGUACUGUUCACGCUGACUUGGCAUUCGUUUUUUGCGCCAAGCUUGUACUGUUAUUCCCUUCCGAUUGAAGGUACACUUGUAAUUCGACAAUGUUUCUGUUUAUGCCCUAUCAUAAUAUAUGAUUGCUUAUAUUGUCUUU
Molecule: messenger RNA, 1704 nt
Organism: Zea mays
Lineage: Eukaryota; Viridiplantae; Streptophyta; Magnoliopsida; Poales; Poaceae
Product: heat shock protein DnaJ
Exons: 4
Coding region: 48-854 (268 amino acids)
Biological process (GO): protein refolding
Cellular component (GO): cytoplasm
Source: RefSeq, marked provisional